This is a messenger RNA of Cannabis sativa, 591 nucleotides long. RefSeq lists its product as uncharacterized. The record is from RefSeq and is a predicted model, not a curated record. The transcript has a single exon. Bases 1 to 591 code for a protein of 196 amino acids. NCBI's taxonomy places the organism in Eukaryota, Viridiplantae, Streptophyta, Magnoliopsida, Rosales, Cannabaceae.
AUGAAUGAGAUCAUCUUGUUUCAAGCUGAAAAAGGAGGGAGAUUCAAAGCAAAAUAUUUCUACACCUCCUUGAUCAAGGAUGAAAAGGUCGAGUAUUGCUCAAACGUUUGGAACAAGCUUGUCAUCCCAAAGCACAGGUACACUUACUGGAAAGCUAUAAACAACUUGCUUUUAACAAGAAACCACUUGAUCAGAUUUAUCUGCAUUUCUUCAUCUCUUUGUCCGGUUUGUGAGAUUGAAGAGGAAUCUCAUGAUCAUCUUUUCAUGGAGUGUAUCUUCACUAAGAAAGUUGUUGAAGAUAUUUACUCUUGGCUGGGAUUUGUGAAUUGGCCGAAGACUAGACUUGAUCUAGUUGAUUGGUGCUCGAAACCAUCUUUGGGGCUGAAGGAAAAAGUGAUAAACACCGUUAUUGCCUCAACGAUUUAUAUAAUUUGGAAGAAUCGUAAUAGAUGUGUAUUUGAUAAUUGUUGUAGCUUGGUCAAUGUGGUUAGUAAGGAGAUUAAAUUUCUUGUUAAGUGGCGUAUUUUGAGGGUAAUUACCAAUGUAAAAAAGGAUGAUAAUUAUAUAAUUCGUGUUGUAGAAAGCUGGUAG